AUGUUGGCGAAAGAUGAUAGAGACUAUAUGAUUAAAAAGGAUGAAAAACAAAAAUGCAAGAGGGUUGAACCUCUUACACUGAAACAACAACAAAAUCAGACGAUUGGAAUUUUGAAGAAACAAGCAAUGGAAGAAUGGCAAGAAAUGUAUUGGAACAGUAGUAAGGAUCUGUGGUAUCAUAAUAUCACAGUGGAGUCGAAAUGUACUGAUAAUCUUUCCAAAAUGGUUACGGGAGUGAUCAUGAAGAAAGAUAGUCGAAGGAUCUUGAGUAAUAUUACUCAGUUUCGCACAGGCCAUGGCAACUUUGGCGCAUGGUUUAAAAAGUUUGGAAUUGAAAAGGAUAGUUACAACUGCAAAUGUGGAGAGCUGGAAACAGUUCAUCACAUUUUAGUUGAGUGUCCUUUGCUUGAAGAGGAAAGAAAAGGACUCAAACGGAUAUCUCCAGAGAUGGACAUGUCGACUCUCUUAAACAGUUUAACUGGCUUACAAGAGAUUGUAAGCUUUAUCUCUGCUUGGAGGGAUUAA
Magnusiomyces paraingens is the source of this 525-nucleotide messenger RNA. RefSeq lists its product as uncharacterized. Bases 1 to 525 code for a protein of 174 amino acids. Lineage: Eukaryota; Fungi; Ascomycota; Dipodascomycetes; Dipodascales; Dipodascaceae. The record is from RefSeq and is a predicted model, not a curated record. The transcript has a single exon.